Molecule: messenger RNA, 180 nt
Organism: Linum tenue
Lineage: Eukaryota; Viridiplantae; Streptophyta; Magnoliopsida; Malpighiales; Linaceae
Source: the annotation of a GenBank genome assembly
AUGAUAGGAAGACCCUUGUGGUUUGAAAAAUCAACUCGGCUAGGCCAACGGUUGGGCUAUCCCAAGGUCUGUGUUGAGGUUGGAUUGGAAACUGAGUUCCCGGAGUCAUUGAAGCUUGUCCCAGAUCGAAGGCCUGCUUUUCAUGUCCAGUUGGAAUAUUAUAACAUGUCGGUGGCUUGA